CAAAAACAGCAAAAAGGCAAUGGCGGCUAUUCCUUAGACAGUCACCGAAUUUAUUAUGAAAAAUUUCGGAAAAAUGUGAUCUACGUGUCGUGUUCAACGAAAAGAAAUUCGAGGUGUCGGGUGAAGGUGGUGGGGCGAUAUUGCUUGCAGGAACAGAGAUGGCACACAGUAUGUGCGCACAAUGGCCAACGAACAAAUGGAGCGACUACUAAGCUCGAUGAGUAAUGAACGGUGGUUAAUAGUGGAGCAAAUAGAGAAGAUUGUCGGCAGGCAGGAAGGAGUAAACAAUCGAGUGUGCCUAAGUAAUGAACGAGACUCGGCAUCAUCUCCACUCGGUCUCGGACUUAUAUGCAGCCGACGAGAUAGAGGUGCUUCUCUUAGAAGAGAUUCGUGACCUGGAACUACCACCUUCUGCGUAUUCUAGACCCGAAGACAUUCAGGAUUUCGAAAUCGCAGGCAGUAGGACAGGGGGGCAAAUUAGCUCCCAACCUUUGGAGCUGGAUUCACCAGGGGUCCAUUCAUGGGAUUCUCAUGCUAAUUAUCAUGGUCAUUACGGCCAUGGCUCUUCCUUUAAACCCUUGGCUUGGCCGCGAGCAAGCCACUUGGUUCUUUAUUGCGAUAUACAGGGACAUCUUAAAACAGCUAUUGGAGUCGUUAGACUCUUGUUACUUAUAUCGUCCGCAGCCUGUUUGGCAACAUUAUGCAGCUCCGGCACUGCCAAGGUCAGCUUAUUUAUGUUGCCUUUAGUCGGGCGGCUGCGUUUCAUGAUCUUUGUAGCCGUUUUCUGUUUUUUGGUCACCGCGUUGCUCCUCUUCCUUGAUAUUUCGCACGUUGUCUAUAUCUUUCCUCUGAAUUGGGCUAAAUUGAAUGCUUGGGUAUUCACUGGUAUAGGCAUAUCUUAUGCCUUGAGUAGUGCGUUGUUAGCAUGGUCUAUAUGGGAAUACCACAGCGGAGGCUGGGUGCCAAAACGUACACGUUCUCAGUUGUCCGCUGCCGCAGCACUCGGUCUGUCGUGUGCUGCUUUAGCAUUCCUACUUUCAUGGAUACACGGUCGCAGCGGCUCUAGUUGUAGGAGUCCAGACAGUCGUAGUCACACGCCGACGCAACUUUACAAACCUGUUGAUAAUUCUUCCUCUUCCGGGGUAAGUGGUUUCUACUAUCCACGACCGCCUACGAACGGAUUUAAAUCGUCGCUGACAAUCAUGUUAUUACAGGUCACCCUCAAAGAGCGUAGCCCGAAGAGGCCCACUUCGUGGGUCGUGAAAAAUCAACAGACAAAGAAACAGAACGCGGACAGUGAUACGAACACAAACAACGGUCAUCAUGGUAACGAUAAUCAUACAAAGUAUAAACAAGGUGUUAAUAGAAAGGAUCAUUGGGCUUCUGCGAGGCAGCAUUUUUUACCUUCCGAGGAGACCGAGGAUGCUCAAAGAGACGACAUGGACAUCGAGAGGAGGAGAAGAAGACGAAGAAGGGACGGUGAUAACAGUUCAACGGGCGACGAGAAUUUAAUAAGCACCAAAACUGAUAGUGGUCACGUCACGGACGAUAAUAAAACUAGACGGGUACCGCGAAAACUGCCACUGCAAUCGGUGGAUCAGUCGCGGCCUUGGCUCGGUACAGAGAACAGGGGCAUGCAAGUUCGAAACAAAAGUUCUCAAAUGCCAGUGAACAGUAACGCACAGGGCUAUUGUGGCGUGAACGAAUCCAGUUCGAUGCAAGUGACUCAAAAUGGUUUUCAUUGGGAGAUGGAGUGCACGUCCAGCAACAGUAUCGAGAAGGCGGAGAUGUCUAUGGCACGCACUGCCAUGUGGUCUGGCCAAUGGCAACCGCCCCCCGACGACGUUCAACCUUGUUCUAGCAAAACCAUUGAUCCUUACAGCUUUGCCUGACUGAAUUCGAGAAUAC
Molecule: messenger RNA, 1908 nt
Organism: Colletes gigas
Lineage: Eukaryota; Metazoa; Arthropoda; Insecta; Hymenoptera; Colletidae
Exons: 5
Coding region: 306-1892 (528 amino acids)
Source: RefSeq, a predicted model, not a curated record